AUAGUUAGCUAGCUAGCGGUUAGCUUGUCUUUAUUGACAAAGUAAAUGACGCGCGAAAUCAAUUUAUAAAAUUUGUCCACUUGAGGGCGCCAAAAACAAGCUUUGACCGAGAUGACCUGUUUCUAUGCUGUCAAAACACAUCUGGAUCAUGAGGAUGAAGCAGAAGGAAAAGGUGUUUGGACCCGGCCGAGAGGAUUCAAUGACUGAAGUUGGGAUUUUAUAGCAAUAUGUUGCAGGUUGUAGUACAGUCUGCAAAUGGGAUUCCCAAAAAGAAACUAGGAAACCCAGAUCCUAUAACUACGGUUGUGUUUAGAGGGGAAAAGAAAAAGACCAAAACAAUCAACAGUGAGCUGAAUCCGGUUUGGAAUGAGGUCCUUGAAUUUGAUCUGAACGGCUCUCCUCUGGAUGCAUCUUCAUUUAUUGAUGUGGUUGUGAAAGACUAUGAAACUAUUGGAAAACACAAGUUUAUUGGCUCCACCAAAAUCCUAUUGGGAGACUUGUCCAGUGGAAAUGUGGCGUCCCUCCCAUUCAAAAAUACGCCUUUAAUUAAUGAGAAACUACAGACAAUUGGGGCAACAAUUUCUCUGCUUAUUGGGUAUGAGAAACCCUCCAGCACUGAUGAUCAAACAGACAACAUGUCUGAUGGUGAGCAGAUGGAGAACGGUGAAGACGACGAUGGGGUCUACGGAUCUCAGGGUGGAAGUCCAACAGUCCCCACUUCACCAAGCCUUCUUCCCCUCUCCAGUAAAAGGCCACUUUGGCUCAACCGAAAGAGGAACAAACCUCCUGCCAGUGAGCCCCAGGACUUCCAGAUUCGUGUUCGAGUAAUCGAGGGUCGACAUCUGCCUUGCAUAAACAUUAACCCAGUAGUAAGAAUACGUUUUGAUGGACAGACUCACAGAACAAAUAUCAGAGGAGGAAGCAACCCCUUUUUUGAUGAGAUGUUUUUCUACAACGUUAACAUGUCCCUCUCAGACCUGUCUGAUGAGCACAUCUCUUUUGGGGUCUAUAAUUCUGCCAUAUUUGACAGUCUACUGGGAAUUGUCAAACUGGAUUUGGGCUACAUCUACAACCAACCUGGUCAUGCCAUUAUGAGGAAAUGGCUCCUGCUGGAGGAUCCCGAUGACUCCACCAAGGGGGGCAAAGGAUACCUGAAAGUCAACAUAAUCAUUGUGGGCACUGGAGACGAAGCACCGAUGGAGAAUAGACAGGUCAGUGCUGAGCAGGACGACAUAGAGAGUAACCUGUUGAUACCAAGUGGGGUCAUCAUGCGGAUAGCCACGCUGAGCCUUAAAGUCUAUCGUGCUGAAGAUAUGCCACAGAUGGAUGCUGCCGUUGUUCAGACAAUGAAGCAAUUCUUUGGAGGAGAAGUAGACAAGAAAAACUUGGUCGAUCCGUACUUAGAAGUCAACUUUGCCGGGAAAAAGGAGUGCACUAAAAAAAUUCAGAAAAAUGCAAAUCCAGAAUGGAAUCAGGUCAUCAAUCUCCAUGUCAAAUUCCCAUCCAUGUGUGAAUGCAUCAAGUUAACCAUGUAUGACUGGGAUCGUCUGAUCAACAAUGAUGUCAUUGGAACAACGUUUUUAAAUUUAAGUCAAAUAUCUCACUCUGGUGGCGACUCUGAAGUGGGUUCCACAGCGUCAGAUGUUGGUUUCCUCCCAACUUUUGGACCUUGCUUUGUUAAUCUGUACGGAAGUCCUAGAGAGUUUGGAAACCUGCCUGACAGAUUUGACGAACUCAACUGUGGCAACGGAGAAGGAGUUGCUUACAGAGGAAGGGUCCUUGUAGAGCUUUCUGUGCAUUUGGAUAGAAAAGUAGAGAAGAGUGUGGAUGAUAUUCCAAAUGAUGACAUCUUGGUGGCACAGAAGUACCAGCGCAGGAGGAAGUACUCUCUGUGUGCUGUCUUCCAUACUGCCUGCAUGCUACAGGAGCCUGGAGGGCCAAUCCAGUUUGAAGUCAGCAUGGGUAACUAUGGCAACAAGCUGGAUUCCACCUGUAAAGCCAUGCCGUCCACAACCCAAAGCAGCUUUGCUGUGUUUGAUGGUACGAACCAAAACCUGAUGUUUAUCAGACAAAAUUUCAUUUCACACCAUUCAUAUAAAUAUACCCAAACUCUCUCUACAGACAAUCAAUAUUAUUACCUACCCUGGGCUGACUUCAAGCCAGUGGCGAUCCUCACUUCUUACUGGGAGGACAUCAGUCACCGUUUGGACGCCAUCAACAUGCUCCUCUUCACUGCUGACCAGAUGGAAUCAAACCUAAAUUUGUUGAAAGCAGCCAUCUCGGCCAAGGAGCCUGAGUCCCGACUGACAGAGAUUUGGCUCAAACUCAUUGACGGCGUCAUUGACGAUCUUAAUAGAUUAAUGCUACCGGCCCUGGAGGAUCGGUACAAUGUCACAGUGCUGGAUCUCAAAAAAAAGCAUCUGCGGGAUGCGGCCCUGUACAACAUCAUGGAGAUGGCCUGCAAAAUGAAAGAAGAAGCCAAAGAUGUUGGGUCUACUGUCGCUGACAUUGAGCUCUGGCUGGAGAGAAUCAAGCAGCUGGCAGAAGAGCCUCAAAAUAGCAUACCUGAUGUGAUCAUCUGGAUGUUCAGAGGAGAGCAGCGAGUGGCUUACGCCAGAAUCCCAGCCCACCAGGUCCUGUACUCAAGUCACAGCAAACAGGCUUGUGGGAAACACUGUGGAAAGACUCAGACCAUCUUCAUGCAGUAUCCCAUGGAUAAAAACAAAGGUUUGACGAUUCCCGUUCAACUCCGUGUCAACAUGUGGCUCGGCCUCUCCGUUCAAGAGAAAGAGUUCAACGAGUUCUCUGAAGGAAGCUUCAGCAUCUGUGCUGAAAUGUACGAGAAUCAGGCUUUGUUUGGAAAAUGGGGAACCGCCGCACUGGUCAAUUGUCCCAAGUUCUCGGAUGUUACCGGAAAAAUCAAACUCAAACAAGAGAGCUUCAUGCCUCCCCUGGGAUGGGAAUGGGAGGGAGGUUGGUUUAUAGAACCAGAACGAGGCUUGCUGACGGAGGCAGAUGCAGGCCACUCAAAGUUCACAGACGAAGUUUUCCAGAAUGAAACCCGUUUUCCUGGUGGAGAGUGGAAGCCUGCAGCUGAGCCGUACACAGACCUGAAUGGGGAACAGCUUCAGAGCCCUGAAGAGUUCGAGUGUCCUCCUGGAUGGACCUGGGAGGGCGACUGGAGUUUUGACAGCAACAGACCUGUAGAUGAGAAAGGUUGGGAGUACGGAGUGGUCCUACCCCCUAAUGAGAAACCUGGUUCCUGGGUUGCAGCAGAGAAGAUGUUCCAUGUCCACCGCAGGAAGAGACUUAUCAGAUCAAGGAGGAAAAUACCGGAGAAAAGGAUUGUCGCUAAGAGGCAAAAUUCCGAAGAAGGCUGGGAAUACUCGUCCCUGUUUGGUUCAAAGUUUCACAGUAAGGAGCGCUGCUCCGACACCUUUCGUCGCCGCCGCUGGAGGAGAAAGAUGGUCCCUUCUGACUGCUCUGGUUGUUCUGCCAUCUUCAAGCUGGAGGGAGCAUUGGGUGUUGAUGUUAAAGAAAAGGCGAGUAGAACAGAGGCAGACAAAUUGCUCGGUGCCAAGACCCCCACUGUUUCCUGUCAUUUCAGUCGCUCGUACAUUUACCAUCUCAGGGUGUACGUCUACCAAGGCAGGAAUCUCUGUUCCAUGGAUCACAACAGCUUCUCCGAUCCCUAUGCCCAUGUCUCAUUUCUGCACAUGAGUAAGACUACACACGUCAUGCAGAACACACUGAACCCCACAUGGGACCAGACUCUCAUCUUUGAGGACAUCGAAAUCUAUGGUGACCCACAAACCAUUGCCAGCAGCCCUCCUGAAGUGGUCCUGGAGCUGUAUGACAGCGAUCAAGUGGGAAGGGAUGAGCCCAUGGGUCGCUGCAAAUGCCCCCCUUUAGUCAAUCUGAAGCCAAAUGUUGGUGGUGGCAGUCCAAAGCUGCAGUGGUUACCGGUCACCAAAAAGGGCCGCAGCGCUGGAGAGCUUCUCCUGGCUGCCGAGCUCCUACUGAAAGAAAAGUUGAAUGAUGAAGAUCUUCCAAUAGUUCCCCCCCGGCGGAGUGAGACGCUCUACAUGGUUCCUCAGGGAAUCAAACCAGUCGUACAGCUAACAGCCAUUGAGGUCCUGACUUGGGGCUUGAGGAACAUGGAAGCCUUCCAGCUGACUCCAGUGUCCUCCCCCAGCUUGGUAGUGGAAUGUGGGGGGGAGAGUGUUCAAACGGCUUUCAUCAAAAACUUCAAGAAGAACCCGAACUUCCCCGGAUCUGUCCUACUCCUCAAAGUGCUUCUUCCCAAAGAGGAGAUGUACGCACCUCCCAUCGUACUGAAGGUAAUCGACCACAGAGCCUUCGGUAGGAAACCUGUGGUGGGACAGUGUACUAUCCACUCUCUGGGGCAGUUCCGCUGUGACCCGUACAAAACCAACAGCGACAUCUGCACGUCCUCCACAGUGCCAAUGAUGGCGGCUGCUCGAGAAAAUGUUGUUAUAGAUUUGGAAUCCAAAGCCAUAAGAAGAACUCUGCUUCAGGAAGAAAAGGAGGACGUUGACUGGUGGAGUAAGUUUUAUGCUUCUCUGGGAGAGCAACAGAAAUGUGGCCCCUACCUGAAGAAAGGAUACGACACAUUUAAGGUUUACAACUGUGAACUGGAAAAAGUGGAACAGUUUCAGGGCCUAACUGACUUCUGCAGCACGUUCAAUCUUCAUCAAGGAAAAUCUCUUGACGAUGAUCCUUCUGUGGUGGGACAGUUCAAAGGGUCAUUCAAGAUUUACCCGUUGCCCGAUGACCCAAGAGUUCCUGCUCCUCCUCGGCAGUUCAAAGAAAUUGCAAAAAGCAACCCACAGGAGUGUCUGGUCAGAAUAUAUGUGGUCCGCUGCACUGAGCUACAGUCUAAGGACUCAAACGGCAAGUGUGAUCCUUACAUUAAGAUCACACUUGGCAAGAAAACAGUGGAUGAUCGCGACAACUACAAACCAAACACCCUAAAUCCAGAGUUUGGAAGGAUGUUUCAGUUGUCGUGCAUCCUGCCUCAAGACAAAGAUCUGAAGAUUGCUGUUUAUGACUUUGACAAGUGGAGCCGGGAUGAAGAAGUGGGCGAGACGGUGAUCGAUUUGGAGAACAGACUUUUGUCCUAUUUUAGACCACGUUGUGGUCUGCCACAAACCUACUGUGUGUCAGGGGUAAAUCAGUGGAGAGAUCAACAAAAGCCUUCUCAGAUCCUUCAGGAUGUGGCCAAAAUGAGGGGACUUCCUCCUCCCAUCAUGGAGGAAGACGGCAGAUCAAUGUUGUUCUCAGGAAGACGAUUCCACCUGCAGGACUUUGAGGCAAACUCUGUGAUCCACUCUCACUUAGGCCCGAUGAAAGAAAGGCUUUCCCUGCAUGUGCUCAGAAACAUGGGCUUAGUGCCAGAGCAUGUAGAGACCAGAACCCUGAGCAGCUCCUACCAAUCAAAUCUAUCCCAGGGACGGAUCCAAAUGUGGGUGGACAUUUUCCCCAAGAGUCUCGGCUUACCUGGCCUGCCGUGUAUCAUCAGCCCCCGCAAAGCCAAAAAGUACUACCUGCGAGCCGUUAUUUGGAACACAGUGGAUGUCAUUUUAGAUGACACAAGCAUCACUGGAGGGAAGUCCAGUGACAUCUUUGUGAUAGGGUGGAUGCCUGGAAUGGAGGAGGAUAAACAAAGGACUGAUGUUCACUACAGUUCUCUGGAUGGAGAGGGUAACUUCAACUGGAGGUUCAUCUUUGAAUUUGAAUACUUGUCUGCAGAGCAGCUCUGUGUCAUCUCCAAGAAGGAACAUUUUUGGAAUUGGGACAAAACAGAAUAUCGGAGUCCACCUAAACUGAUUGUCCAGAUCUGGGACAAUGACAGGAUUUCAUUGCAUGACUACUUGGGUUCUCUUGAGCUGGACCUGCUCAAUCUUGUCCCUCCUGCCAAGACCCCAGAGAAGUGUACCCUUGAAAUGUUUCCGGGAAUGAUGGGAACUGUUGCCCCCAAAGCAAAGCCUAAAUCCCUUUUCUCCCGCAAGUCUGUGCGAGGCUGGUGGCCAUGUGCAAAUGUGAUGAAUGGAAGUCGAACGCUUACUGGAAAAGUUGAAAUGACACUGGAAAUAGUGGAAGCGAAGGAAGCGGAGGAACGACCUGCCGGAAGGGGAAGAAAUGAACCCAACAUGAAUCCCAAACUGGACCCACCCAAUCGCCCUGAAACAUCUUUCGCCUGGUGUACAAAUCUUUUCAACGUCCUGAGGUUCAUGUCGAGGCUCAACUUUAAGUGGAUUUUAGCUGGAGGAAUUCUUCUUGUGUUGAUCAUCUUAUUCCUUGUGAUCAUGCUCUGCUUCAUACCUAGUUACCUCGCAAUGAAGAUCGUGAAGCCUUUGGCCUGAGAACUUCCAGAGAGACUGUUGUUUUUUUCUGCAGCAUAAUCUUCACU
Messenger RNA from Oryzias melastigma (Indian medaka), 6433 nucleotides. RefSeq names its product myoferlin. NCBI's taxonomy places the organism in Eukaryota, Metazoa, Chordata, Actinopteri, Beloniformes, Adrianichthyidae. The transcript is spliced from 54 exons. The coding region runs from base 228 to 6386 and encodes 2052 amino acids. The record is from RefSeq and is a predicted model, not a curated record. Gene Ontology annotation, cellular component: membrane. Gene Ontology annotation, biological process: membrane fusion; plasma membrane organization.